AUGGCUCCAAAGGUUAGACAAGACUUAGUAGUUCCUUUCAGACACGCUCCAGCAGCCGCUCGUGGUGAUGCUUCUAGUAUGAUUUCACAAACCUUACCUAUGGCAGCUAUGUUCAUGAGAAACAAAAUGUUAUCUUGGGCUGCUGUAUUCUUAGCUAUCCAAGCAUUUUUAAAUGAACCAGUUAAUGUCAUCAAAAAGGAAGGUGAUACUUCCCAACCUCCAGCUUUAAGAAUUGGUUUUGCUCUUAUCUCGUUAGUCACUUGUUAUAUUGAUAUCUUUUUCCCUGGUACUAUGCCAGGUGGUGCCAGAAAAGCUGCUGAUAUCGCUAGUGCCACUGCAAGUAUCGUUGAUGCUGCCAGUACUUAA
Molecule: messenger RNA, 366 nt
Organism: Scheffersomyces coipomensis
Lineage: Eukaryota; Fungi; Ascomycota; Pichiomycetes; Serinales; Debaryomycetaceae
Exons: 1
Coding region: 1-366 (121 amino acids)
Biological process (GO): protein insertion into ER membrane
Cellular component (GO): endoplasmic reticulum membrane
Molecular function (GO): protein folding chaperone
Source: RefSeq, a predicted model, not a curated record